Linum trigynum is the source of this 4293-nucleotide messenger RNA. Lineage: Eukaryota; Viridiplantae; Streptophyta; Magnoliopsida; Malpighiales; Linaceae. The record is from the annotation of a GenBank genome assembly.
UUAACAUUGACAUUUGUUGACGUGGCAGCCACGUAGAUGCCAAGUCAUUGACAACUCAUACUUUUUAUUUAAAAUUAAAUUAAAAAUAAAAUAAAAAUAUGUAUAGACUCCAAAUUAAUCACAAAUUAAAUUAAAAAAAAUAAAUUAUCAAAAAAUUAGAUUUUGAAACAAAAAGGGAAAAUCCCUACCUACGGCCUCACUUCCAUCAAGCUCCCAUCAACGCCAGGGCUCCCUUCUUCUUUAUCUCCUCUACUGUUAACCCAAGCUCAUAAUUCAUUUGCAUCUAUUAUCUCUUCCUUUGCUUUGAUGGGUUCUUUAAGCAAUAAAUGGAGGAUGUGAGAAUGCAUCAGAGGAGGAGACUUUUGUGAGAAUGAAUUGGCAUCUUGGGGAUUUUGUGAGUUCGGCGGCAGAGUGGAGAGAUGUCUCUCACAGGUAGGGAUUGGUUCACCGCCGCUGUCCACCGUCGAAUACAAAAAAAUCCCCAAAUUUUAGGGUUUGGUUCACUGCCACUGUCCACCGUCGGGGUUUCCUUGAAGCUCGGUUGUGGGCCCGUCGUCGCUCCCUAACCUACUUGUGUGCAGCGGAAAUGAGGGUUUGAGAAGAGGGAGAGGUCGUGUAAAGUGGACGAGAAGGUGAGAGGUCGGAGAAGACGAUGGAGAUGGGUUUUUAUUUUUUAUUUUUGUAAUUUUGCAAUUUUCUUUUUUAUAUGAAAAAUAAUUAUAAAUUAAUAUUAUAAAUUCCACUUCAGAUGCCACAUCAACGCUUACUGGAUUUUCUGUUAAAAACUAACGAUCAACGCCGAUCAACUCUAACGGAGAAUUAGUUUAGGACACAAUUGUCAUAUCGAAUACUUUAGGACACAAAUGACACAAAGUUAAUAGUUCGGGUUUCCUAGUGGUAUUAACCCUAUUACUUAUUACCAGGGUCAUCCAGUGAAAUUUGGAGGCAUUGUUCAGAAAAUAAUAUGUGACCUAAUUUAUAACUGUCAUAAUUUUUUUUGAACAAUUCCAUUUGAAAGUGUCUUAUAAAUCAUUAAUUUUCAUGUUAUAUGAAUUAAAUUGACUCGUUGAAUUUGUAAAUUCUAAAGUUGUAAUUAUCUAUUUCAGAAGUGCCUUUAGAAAACUCAAAUUUUCAGGUUAUAUGCUAAACGAAAACUCUGGGAGUUUAAUAACUAAAACAAUCGAAAUAUUAAAAUGGAUGGACUAAGUUGAUAUCUUAGUCUAGCUAAAUUAAAUAAAUGGCUACUCAUAUAACAGGUGCUAAAUUGACAAAUUUGAAGUAUAAUACCUAAAAAUAUUAACAUUAAGAGACUAAACUAACAUUUUUGUCUAGUUAAAUUAAUUUAUAAAAAAAGAUUUGGUGUAACGAAUGAUGCAAAAAAUUAAAUUUGAACAAUGACAUUGCAUGCAUAGUUCAGUGUUUCGGAAAUCAUACCGUAUCGUUCGGUCCGAUCAGAAUAUCAGAUAUCAAAUUCAAAACAAUAGGCAAUUUGAGCAAUAGGAAAUGUUUGAAUUACAAUUAAAAUCACGAUUUUACUUCAAAAUAUUCUAUCACUUACUUUUCUAGUAUGAGUUGCGGUACGAUUUCACAAGCCUUGUGAUUUGUGAACACAACUUACCCAACCAACCAAAUGCAAAUCAAAUUCCUAAUUUAAUAUCCGACUAGUAGUGGUAGUUAGAAUUAAAAUUGUGACUGUUCUAAUUCUAAUGUGACUUGUAGACCAGUCAGUCCAGCUAUGCAUGCAGCCUCCCACACUUGUCUUCUUUUAUCACUUGUCAGUUGUCAGUAGUCACAAUCACAGAUUUCAAUAAUAUUAGUUAUAGUUGUAAUUAAUCCCCCCUUUCCCAACUCUUGUAUGGGUCCUGCAUCAAUUUUGAAUGAUAAAAAAAAAAAGCAUCAAAUUAUAACUGAUGAUCAAUGUGCCUUUUUACUUUUACACUAGAAAUGCCUCAUAGACUAAGUACGUGCCAAAAGUAUAUUACUAAAAAUAAUGUCUAGAUAAUAUAAUCUCAAUAAAAGUAUCUUUAAACGAAUCUCGUUUUGUUAUAAUUAAAAGAUACUUAUGCUAUCCAUGACCCAAAUCCAACAAGCAAACGACCCAAAAUCACUAUGACGUUCUUUGGUUAAAGGAUGGUUAUCGGUUCACUAACUCUAAUCAGCUCGGUUGAGCUCAUCAACAACAAUGGCCAACCCAAAAGGACCGCGGUCCAACCCAAAAAUUGAACAAUCUUGGCAUGUGAUGUAAUAAUAAGUUGAGGCAAAACGGAAAGAAGCGGAAGGAAAAUUCUGCCCACCCUCCUCGUUUUUCUAUAUAAAGGCUUCUUCUCUCAACGGCCUUCUAACACUCCCACUCACAAUCAACAACCACCAGCCACCAUCUUUGUGUGUCCCUUCUCCAUCGUCGGCCACUCUCCUCUCCCUUUUUGAUUCCCGUCUGCCUCCGACCAAGUUGGGAAGAAAUCACGCUCCUGAAAAAUGGUGAAGAAUGUAGGAAUUUUGGCCAUGGAAAUCUACUUCCCUCCUACCUGUGUUCAACAGGAAGCGCUGGAGGUUCAUGAUGGAGCGAGCAAAGGGAAGUACACAAUUGGGCUUGGCCAGGAUUGUAUGGCAUUUUGUACUGAUGUGGAAGACGUCAUCUCCAUGAGCUUGACUGCCGUUAAUUCACUCCUGGAGAAGUAUGGUGUUGAUCCCAAGCAAGUUGGUCGCCUUGAAGUUGGGAGUGAGACUGUGAUUGAUAAAAGCAAAUCGAUCAAGACUUUCUUGAUGCAGAUCUUUGAGAAAUGUGGAAACACCGACAUUGAAGGUGUGGACUCGACCAAUGCUUGCUAUGGAGGAACUGCAGCUCUGUUCAACUGUGUAAACUGGGUUGAAAGCAGUUCGUGGGAUGGUCGAUAUGGGCUUGUUGUGUGUACUGAUAGUGCGGUCUAUGCUGAAGGACCAGCCAGGCCUACUGGAGGAGCUGCAGCAAUUGUCAUGCUAAUUGGCCCAGAUGCACCUAUUGCUUUUGAAAGCAAAUAUAGGGGGAGCCAUAUGGCGCAUGCCUACGACUUUUACAAGCCGAACCUUGCCAGCGAGUAUCCGGUUGUAGAUGGCAAGCUUUCUCAAACGUGCUACCUCAUGGCUCUUGAUGCCUGCUACAAGCAUUAUUGUGCCAAGUAUGAGAAGUUUGAAGGAAAGCAAUUUUCUAUUUCUGAUGCUGACUAUAUUGUUUUUCAUUCACCUUACAACAAGCUUGUACAGAAGAGCUUUGCCCGUUUGGUCUUUGAUGACUUCACCAGGGGUGCAAGCUCCAUUGAUGAGGCUGCUAAAGAGAAGUUCGCACCAUUUUCAAGUUUAUCUGGCGAUGAGAGCUACCAAAGUCGGGAUCUUGAAAAGGUGGCUCAACAAGUUGCCAAGCCGCUUUAUGACUCAAAAGUGCAGCCAACCACAUUGAUACCAAAACAAGUCGGGAACAUGUACACUGCGUCAAUUUAUGCUGCUUUUGUGUCCCUUCUGCACAACAAGAACAGUGAACUGGCGGGCAAACGGAUUAUAAUGUUCUCAUAUGGAAGUGGUUUAACGGCCACAAUGUUCUCCUUAAAGUUACAGGAAGGACAAUAUCCUUUUAGCUUGUCCAACAUUGCUUCAGUGAUGAGUGUCGAUGAAAAAUUGAAGUCAAGGAUUGAGGUUGCACCAGAGAAGUUUGUGGAAACCCUGAAGCUAAUGGAGCACAGGUAUGGAGGUAAGGACUUUGUGACAAGCAAGGACACAAGCUGCUUGGCCCCAGGAACAUACUACCUCACUGAAGUCGACUCGAUGUAUCGUAGAUUCUACUCACAAAAGGCAGCUGAUGGCGCUCCUGCUAAUGGCUCGAUCAUCAACGGUCACUGACGUAGCGGGAACUGUAGUUAAUUUGAGUCGGAUGUAGUACUUGAAGAGAAGAAUUUUAAGUACUCGGUGUGUGGCUUUUUUAGAUGUGAUCAGUAGCAGCAGCAGCAGCAGCAGCAGCCUAUGCAGACAAGUGUGCCUGUCUAGACUAGAGCAAGCAAAUGAUUUCUAGUGUCCUUUCCUAAUUUAUGUUCAUUUCUGUCCCAUGAUUGUAUCUUUCUGUCCGUCUUUAUUUUGUAUGAAAAGCAAUUCGUGUUGAGAAACUAAUAAAGGCGCAAUUUCCUUCCCAGGUUCAGUCAUGUUUUGCACUUGUCGUUCAAUGCAUCAUAUCUCAACCGUCGUUCCUUUUUUUUUUUUUUUUUUUUUCUGAAACAACCGUCAACCGUCGUUUUACUUACUUUCAUAGAGUAAAGAAUGUUGGGUACC